Pseudopodoces humilis (Tibetan ground-tit) is the source of this 1477-nucleotide messenger RNA. RefSeq names its product non-homologous end joining factor 1 (gene NHEJ1). The record is from RefSeq and is a predicted model, not a curated record. Gene Ontology annotation, cellular component: DNA ligase IV complex; nucleus. Gene Ontology annotation, biological process: double-strand break repair via nonhomologous end joining. NCBI's taxonomy places the organism in Eukaryota, Metazoa, Chordata, Aves, Passeriformes, Paridae. Gene Ontology annotation, molecular function: DNA end binding.
UCUAGAGGGACACGGCAGCUCGGUUCGCUGUCCUUGUGAGCAGACAAGGGAACACCAGUGUGUUCCCAGCGGGUCUGGGGGGGGAUGGCGGCUCCCGGAGCGCAAGGAGCCGCCCGUCCCGGCGUGCCCCGGCCCCGCACGCCGCGGAAGAGAGCAGCAUGCCGGGAGCCGUAGUCUGCCCUCGCCUCCGGCCCGGCGCCCCUCGCAAGCCCGUGCCUCUGCAUCCUCCGGCCGCCUACUCCUCCUGCCCUCGGAUGGAGGGCUCUGAGGAGCUGGAAAGCAGCCUCCUGACUCAGCCCUGGGCUUCUGUUCGCUUUGGCGAGUCCACUUUUCUUGCCAAAGUGUGCUUCAUGGACACUGGCUAUAUUCUGCUGAUCUCUGACCUCAGCAGCAUCUGGUACGAGAGUGCAGAUGCCGAAGCUGUGGGACGAAGGUCCAAGGAGCUGAACAAGCGGCUGACAGUUCACGUGUCCUCCUUCCUGAACCACUUGUGCAACCUGAUGUGCCCCUUGCUGGCAGGGCAGCCGAGUGCCACCACCUCCUUCUCCUGCCACCACUCUCCCAGUGGCCUCAGGCUGCACGUCAAAAGCGAGCUGUCAGGACUGCCCUUCUACUGGGACUUCCACUGCUGCCCUGCUCCCUUGGAGAUGGUGUUCCGUCACCUCGUGCGGCCCCUGAUUCAGAUGAACCUGGUGCUGCAGUGCCAGGUGCAAGAGCUGAUUUCCCUGGUGCUCCAGAAGGAUGCUGAGAUUGAAGAUUACAGGGAGAGCGGGGCCGCUCUCAGCAGAGACCGCCUGCGGACAAAACCCUUCCAGGAGGAGACGUUUCAGCAGAACUUCAUGGCUGAGACCCUGCCCCAGAUCUGCGGUGCGGGAGAAGGGCAGGCGUUUGCCUCUGCUCUGCAGCAGCUCUACACUGCAGUGACACAGCAGGAGGCCAAGCAGGCUCGGAAACGGCAUUGCUCUGAUUGCAUCUUUUUCUGGUACCAGAGGACAGCGUGGAUACAGCACCCAUUGCAGAAACCACGGAGCACCCCCAUCCACCUGCUCCAUCCCAGGAAGAUGAAACAACAUCUUCCAGCGAGAGAACCUCGCCAGCCUCCUCCCCAUCUCAGAAGCCCCAGUUGCCUGCAGCCAAGGCCAAGCCAAAGAAGGCAAAAGGGCUCUUCAGCUGAAAGAUUGCUGAGGGCUCUGCUUCCCCCAGCAUCCAAGAGAUGGAGUGCAGAGCACCCACGCAUCGUCUGCCUCUUCUCUGCAUCUCCUGGUGGACCCUACCCAGGUCACGGUCCCCUCCCAAGAUGUCUUCAGUUGGGCAGAUGGAACUCUUUUCUUCAACAGUGUUUCAGGAAACAGCUUUUCUAACUCUUCCCUGGUCCAGAGCUCGCCCAGGCUUCAUCUCGUGGCAGAGCCAGUGCAAGACAUGGGAGGAGUGGGAGGGAUGCUGCCAGUGGGUGUGGGACAGCUGGGGCUCUGGCAGA